This is a messenger RNA of Haliotis rufescens (red abalone), 600 nucleotides long. Its product is annotated as GTP-binding protein Di-Ras2-like. The transcript has a single exon. Bases 1 to 600 code for a protein of 199 amino acids. The record is from RefSeq and is a predicted model, not a curated record. Gene Ontology annotation, molecular function: GTP binding; GTPase activity. Lineage: Eukaryota; Metazoa; Mollusca; Gastropoda; Lepetellida; Haliotidae.
AUGACUACGGCCGAGAGAAAAUCAGUCCUGCGCGUCAUGGUUGUUGGAGUGCCUGGUGUGGGCAAACGAGCUGUCGUCGAGGACUUCAUUGAGAUGAGAGGGGAUCUCGGUGAAAAAACGACUUCCUUUGAACACGGACAUAAAUGGACCAUACAAGACUGUGAGGUAACGUUUCAUAUCGUUGACGUAUCACCAGACACUGUUUCUGACAAAGCUUUGAAAAGACAGAUACGGGCCUGUGACGCCUUCAUUCUGAUGCACUUAGUAGAGGAAAAGAAGUCUUUUGAGGUAUUGCCUCUCAUCAAGGAUGUGAUCCUCAAAGAGAAAGGCAUGGAAACAGAUUUGCCAGUGUUUGUGGUCGGACAUAGAGUUGACUUUAAGGAACUGGUGGUGGAGUCCAAGAUAGCUUCGACGGUGGUCUGGGACUGGAUGAUGAACUAUAGGGAACUAUUUGAAGGUAACCAGAAGCACAACAGCAAACUAUUUGGAGACAUUAUGGAAAGGUGGUUUGGUACUUCCUUUGUGGCAAACACGCAAGAAAGAAAACAGAAGCGUAAAAAAUCAUUCUUCCAAAGAUUGUUUAAAAACUUGAAACUUUAA